AAUGAGACUGCAAAGGAAUCACUAAGGAGCCUUACAAUUAUUAAAGACAAAAAUAGAAUCUUAUGAGCAUCGUUAGAAAUAACAAAUUCUGUGUUAAUUGUUUCCAGACACACCUAUGUGAUUAAUAUUUGACUAAUUUAAUAGAAAAUGGAUAAAACUCCACUUAGAUAAAGUAAUUUUCACAUCUUAUCAUUUGAAUUAAAUGUUAUUUAGUUAGAAUCAGAAACCUACUCAUGUAUAUUAUAUAAUUGAAGGAGAGGUAAGAUUGGAAGAAACAUAAAUUGAAAGAAGGAAAACUGAAAAUGCAAUGUUUGCUUCUACAUGUAUGGCAAAAAGUAGAACUCUGUUAAUAAUGUCAACUGGAUCUUUAGUUGGAGUAUAUUUAUGAUAAAAUUUUAGGAAAUUGAAGCAUUACUAGAAAGACCAUAUUAAACAACAGCUAAAAGUAAUGUUCAUUAUAGUAAAAUACUUUUAAUACCUGAAGCAAUAUAUAUAGAUUUAAAAAAACAAGAUUACUUACAUUAGAGUGUUGAAACGCAGCAUUUAAAAGAUUAAUUAAUAUUGAAGAAGAUAAGUUAAUUAAAGAGAAGAAGAUUAGAAUUAUAGGAAGUUUCUCCAGAGAGAGAAUUAUCUCCCUAAACGAAAAUAAGUAGAGAAGACUUUAUUGUUUAAUAAAACAAGAGAAUAUAAAAGAAACAAAAUUUUGAAUUCAUUAAUUUGACACCAGAAGCUCCAUUAUUUUCAGUUAAAAAAAUGAAGCGUAUUGCUGCACCGGAUGAAAAGUUAGAAAAUAGAACAAGAUCCAUAUCUGCACCUACAAAAGCUAAAAUGUUAUCUACUAUAAAAAGUAUAAAUAGUACUGAAAAAAUAUCAAAACCAGAAGAGAUUACUAGAUCUCGUGCUAAUACUAUAAAUCUUGGAGAUAAGUGUAGACCUGCUUCUCGAAUCCUUUGGUAAUAAAUAUUUCAGAAACUUUGA
Messenger RNA from Paramecium sonneborni, 978 nucleotides. Lineage: Eukaryota; Ciliophora; Oligohymenophorea; Peniculida; Parameciidae. The record is from the annotation of a GenBank genome assembly.